Messenger RNA from Ostrea edulis (European flat oyster), 1477 nucleotides. RefSeq lists its product as uncharacterized. The record is from RefSeq and is a predicted model, not a curated record. The coding region runs from base 615 to 1304 and encodes 229 amino acids. Lineage: Eukaryota; Metazoa; Mollusca; Bivalvia; Ostreida; Ostreidae. Gene Ontology annotation, molecular function: GTP binding; GTPase activity. The transcript has 8 exons.
UUCACAAGAAAAAACGACUGGUCUGACGAGGUUUGACUGGUGUUUAGAGAUGUGUAUAAAUGUUUAUCAGUGAAACUAAACAUGUUCAGGGAGUUGAAAUUGCAGGCUUAUCUCCGCGCACUGUUCCAGCAUCACGGGGUGACCCGGCGUGGAGUUUUGAUGGACUGAGCGCAGGUAUUCACUCUGUAGAAAGGCGAAUCAACGAAGAGGGGUUUUCAAUUAAUUACAUCAGCUGGCUGCAUGUAAUGUAAUGAUUGACUCCGAUGCGACCUCACGCCACUCCAGGGGCCCGCGAGUGUAAACCGUGUAUAUACGGCGGCUACAAUUUACAAAUAACCAUAUAGACGUGCAUGUAAUUCUCAAAUCAUUAGGCUCUCUUGGAUACAGGUGUAAACAUUCCUCAGAAGAAAGUCUUCUCAUAUCUUUCUGCUUUCUCGGCCAACUCCCAGGCAAACUCAUUGAGAUCAUAUUGGAAAUUGAUCGCUCCGAAUGGUCAUGUUUAUAAGCUGACAAUAAUCGCUGGUAGUGAUGCCUCUAACUGAGAGCGAUUGUGCUGCCACCUACAAGGUUUUGAUCGUUGGUGAUGCGUAUGUCGGGAAGACAGCCCUAUUGAAAUGCCUGAUGGGAUACGAGUUCGCCCUGCAGAGCCGACCGACACUGUGGACUUUGUGACGAAGCCAUUUGAAGUUGACGGGGCACUAGUGCAGAUGAUGAUAUGGGACACGGCUGGUCAGAGAAGAUUCAUGUCCAUGACCCGACAGCAAUACAAAGAGGUCAAGGGUAUCGCCGUGGUGUUUGACAUCUCGGAUAGAGCCACCUUCACACAUCUCUCGUUUUGGUUAGAAAGCAUCAACAACUGCGUCUCUAAUUUCGUGUGUAAUUAUGAAUCAGUACCAAUCAUUCUGAUCGGAAACAAAGCCGAUCUCAAAGAGCGCAGAAUGGUGUCCAUUUCUGAAGCUAAAAAGUUUGCAAACAAGGAGAUGGCUUUUGAUUAUUUUGAAACGAGCGCCAAAACCGGGACCAAUGUUUUCGCUGCCUUUCAGAAAUUAGCAUAUCACGUGACAGAAAUUUGUAAUCCACAAGUGAUGAAAAGUUAUCACCCGCACAUGCUCAGGCCACCGGAAAUACUGGAAAGGGUGACAAAAAGGAAGUCUAGUGUAACAUGUAAAGUAGAGAACGUCACGAGAAUUCCGGAAAGGUUCAAACCCGUUGGGCAACUGAGGACUUCAAUGCGUGGGGGAAAGUACAAAUUCCGGGUCCGAAAGAGGAAAAAGAAGCGUGCUCAGUGCUGUACUAUCCAGUGACGUCUGGGAUGUGAUUAUUAGAAUUUUGACUUUGAUGCUAGUUUGAAUGAGUGAUAUGCUUGUCAGUGGUUGUGUUGCUUAGAGUCGAUGUUGGGAGAGGGCUAAAAUAGACUAUGUCUGCUGCCCAAUCCCUUUCACUAUUUGUGAAUAAAAUUAAUAUAAAUUAAAUCAAA